Molecule: messenger RNA, 363 nt
Organism: Cylicocyclus nassatus
Lineage: Eukaryota; Metazoa; Nematoda; Chromadorea; Rhabditida; Strongylidae
Source: the annotation of a GenBank genome assembly
AUGAACCAGGGAAUCGUACGAUAUGCGAUGAAUGCGUUUCAAAAAGAUACAUGCAUAAAAUUCCGGAAGCGAACAGAACGUGAUAUGUAUUACUUGUUAAUUUCUGCAAUACCCGAGAAGUGGUGUUAUAGCUUCAUCGGUCGCGAUACUUCCCCUCCGACAAAUGAGGGCAAGUUCAUUACUGAAUUGAAUAUGGAUCCUGAUUGCUUUGACGGACCAACCAUGAUUCAUGAACUGAUGCAUAGCAUCGGUUUUUAUCACGAACAUCAAAGAGAGGAUCGCGAUCCACGCGUUACUGCAGGAACUCCUGAUCCAGAUCCCGAACGCGAGUAUAAUGAUCGACGACGCUUAUUCGAGAACUGA